AUGGCCUUUCCCUUCAUAACGACCCUCGUCUUGUGCGCCGCCCAAGGCAUCGUGCUCGACCGGCCCCCGGGCCUCGUGAUCGUGGGCAUCUUCAAGAACGAGGCGCCGAACCUGGGGCCGUGGCUCGACUACUACCUCAACGCGCAGGGCGCCGUGGCCGCGAUCCUGGUGGACAACGGCAGCACGGACGACUGGCAACGCGUGGUCGCGCCGUUCGGCGACCGCGUCCGCGUGACGACGGACGGCGCCGCGCACGGCCAGGUGGCGCUCUACAACAAGUACGCGCUGCCGCUCCUGAAGCGCGAGUUCCCACGCGACUGGGUGGUGGUCAUCGACCUGGACGAGUACCUCUACGCGCGGGAUCCCGGAAGGCGGUGGCCGCCGACGCUCGCGCAAACCGUCCGCGACGUCCUCGACCCGGGCGCAGCGAAUGACGUCGCCGUGCCCUGGAAGAUGUUCGGUUCGUCGGGCCGCGACGCGCAGCCCCGCAACGGCACGGUCUGCGGCUUCACGUGGCGCCGCGCCUACCACAAGCCUAUGAUUAUUCCAGGCAAGAGCCUGGCGCGCGUCGCGGCGCUGGAGCGGUUCGUCAUUCACUCGCACGUCGUCGCCGGGCGCGAGGGGCCACACCGCACGCUCAUCUCCGAGGAACUUCUCAAAGCCGCGCCCCUCCACCUCAACCACUACGCGAUCCAGUCGAAACAGUACUUCCGGGAAACCAAAAUGUCGCGCGGCGACGUGAACACUAUGAGAGCCGAAAAGAUGCGCACCUGGGACUACUUCCGCAAGUACGACUGGAACGACGUCGAGGACACGGAGCUCGCGGCGCGCGCGGACUGCGGCCCGUAG
This is a messenger RNA of Pelagomonas calceolata, 849 nucleotides long. NCBI's taxonomy places the organism in Eukaryota, Pelagophyceae, Pelagomonadales, Pelagomonadaceae. The record is from the annotation of a GenBank genome assembly.